This is a messenger RNA of Sclerotinia sclerotiorum 1980 UF-70, 291 nucleotides long. RefSeq lists its product as hypothetical. Bases 1 to 291 code for a protein of 96 amino acids. The transcript has 2 exons. NCBI's taxonomy places the organism in Eukaryota, Fungi, Ascomycota, Leotiomycetes, Helotiales, Sclerotiniaceae. The record is from RefSeq and is a predicted model, not a curated record.
AUGAGAGCAGUGCUUCCUGGAAAGGCACAGGCCAAGCUUCAAGCUGUCUGUACUGGUUAUUGGGACAACAGGAGGCUCAUAGCCUAUAUCACGGGAAAUGCUUUCGUUAUACUCACUGGCGCAGACACGAUCCUACAAACGAUAUACGAUGACGAUGACACUCAACUCGAAGCUAUUGCGCUAGACGAAGCCAGUGGGAAGAUUGCAGCAUGUGCGGGCUCUAAUAUAAGGAUUUAUAAACCAUAUGGGCAGGAUGAAGGAGCGCUGAAGGUUAGCAUGACACAACCUUAG